AUGGCGAUUGACCAAGACGGUGAUUCCACAAUGACUUCUUCAGUCGAAUCCAUUCGCCCAGACGAAAGUGCCAGGGCCGGCGCUCGCACUCCCACCGGCACCGACGACCCUUCCUCCCCCGGUCUCAACAGAUCAGAACUCUCCCCUCCAGGCUCCCAGGCCCAGGGCCCAGGCACAUCUGUCGCAGAACAGCGGACGUUGGAGAGUCGACCAGGACCAGCGGCGGAACCUGUGGCAUCGUGGAAUACCAAGCGUGCACAGGAAGACUAUCAGCGCGCUAUGGAAUUUGUCGUGGACAGGGAUUUCAGCCUACGUAUGUCACCAUGUUUGGGGGUGGGCUUUACAGAUGAUCUGAAUACUAACUGA
Penicillium salamii is the source of this 366-nucleotide messenger RNA. NCBI's taxonomy places the organism in Eukaryota, Fungi, Ascomycota, Eurotiomycetes, Eurotiales, Aspergillaceae. The record is from the annotation of a GenBank genome assembly.